Molecule: messenger RNA, 2054 nt
Organism: Pleuronectes platessa (European plaice)
Lineage: Eukaryota; Metazoa; Chordata; Actinopteri; Pleuronectiformes; Pleuronectidae
Product: excitatory amino acid transporter 1
Exons: 11
Coding region: 237-1736 (499 amino acids)
Biological process (GO): L-glutamate transmembrane transport
Cellular component (GO): plasma membrane
Molecular function (GO): L-glutamate transmembrane transporter activity; neutral L-amino acid transmembrane transporter activity; glutamate:sodium symporter activity
Source: RefSeq, a predicted model, not a curated record
CCCAUCAUGCACUGAGCAUUAAUUUCAGAUGGUUCAUAUUUUCUCUGAUAUCUAAUAUCCAGAGAGACAUUUAGUGAUCGCUGAGUCAAAUUUGGGUAGAAAGACAAAUAGACUAACAGCCUCUGGGAUGGGAGGAGCCGAAAAUAGUUACAAUACUGGUUUUAAACUUAGACUAAAGCUAGUGGCGAGAGGGAAAUAUCAGGAAGCUUACAGCUCUUCCAAAGUCUGUGAGCGAGAUGCCUCUCUGCUGUAAGCCGAGCAGCGAGGACACUCUAGUUGACCGAGACAGGGACACAUGUCCUGAGGACUCUGAGCCCUGGAGUUUGACUUCACUGUCUCUCUGGAAAUGUAACGUUAAAGUUUUUGUCCGGAGAAAUGCUUUUCUCCUGCUCACUGUGGCUGCCAUUGUCCUGGGUCUCGGCCUGGGUUAUGCUCUACGCGUGGCUAACAUGACGGACCUGCAAAUCUACUACUUCCUGCUUCCUGGAGACCUGCUGCUGAGAAUGCUGCAGAUGAUAGUGCUUCCUCUCAUCAUCUCCAGUCUGAUCACAGCCAUGUCGUCAGUGGACAAGACGUCCUUGGGGAAAAUGGGGCUCUAUGCUUUUUGUUAUUACGCGACGACCACCUUCCUGGCUGUGUUCACUGGACUCGUCCUAGUGGUUCUAAUCCAGCCAGGGAAAUCCUCCACGCCCAUCUCAGUUCCCCCUGGUGGGACAUCGGGCACCAUGCAGACAUUGGAUGCCUUUCUGGAUCUGAUCAGAGAUGUGUUUCCUCCCAAUCUGGUGGAGGCUUGUUUCAGAAAGUAUAAAACAAUUUAUUCUGAAAAGGAAACUCUCGAUGUCAACAUGACUGUAAAAAAUAACCCAACACCGAUGCCAGGCACCAUCGACGGGUUCAACAUUCUUGGCUUAGGGUUUUUCUGCAUCGCCUUUGGCCUCGUCCUGGCCAAAAUGGAGGAUGAGGCGAAACCUCUGAAGGACUUCUUUGACUGUCUCAGUAAAGCCAUCAUGCAUCUGAUGGGUGUCUUAAUCUGGUAUUCCCCGGUAGGAAUCUUCUUCCUGGUUGCAGGACAGAUUUUGAAGAUGAAGGACGUCGGUGUUUUAGGACAACAGAUUGGAAUGUAUACUCUCACUGUGACCACUGGCCUGGUCAUCCACAGCUUUAUCACCCUGCCGCUCAUCUAUUUCAUUUUCACACGCAAAAAUCCCUUCACAUUCAUGGCCGGUCUCAUGGAGGCUCUCACCGCCGCCUUUGGGACUUCAUCCAGUUCUGUGACGCUACCCAUCAGCAUCAAGUGUCUGGAGAAUAAUCUGAGAUUGGACAAACGGGUGACGCGCUUCAUGGUGCCUAUAGGUGCCGUCUUGACCAUGGAUGGAACAGCCCUCUAUGAGGCCGUCGCUGUCAUAUUCAUAGCGCAGGUUUACAACGUGGAACUUAAUCUGGGUCAAAUCGUCAUUGUCAGUAUCACUGCGACAGUAGCAGCCAUCGGUGGCUCAGGAAUCCCCCAGGGUGGCAUGGUAACCAUGUCUAUGGUGCUGUCAUCAACUGGCCUGCCCCUUGAAGGCAUCUCCUAUAUCAUCACAGUCGACUGGAUGCUGGAUCGUUUGAGGACGACCACCAACGUGCUGGGCGACUGUUUCGGUGUGGGAGUCGUGCAACACCUCUCCAGACAUGAGCUGCAGGCUCCUGCAGAGGAGUGCUUGGCAGAGGCAGAGGCAGAGAAACCCUUUGACUGACCACAAUUAAACUCGCUUAAUGUUCUCCCUGCUACAAAUAUACGUUUUUUGAUUUAGGCACAAAUAAUGCUCACUGAUGGAACACACACAUAUCAGUUUAUCCCCUUCAAGACGUUAUGAUCCUUUUGAUUUUUAAAUGAUUCUAUUUGAAAUGGAAGUUUUUUUGUGAUCAAAUACGUGUUUAAAACUCGGUUUAACUAUUUUUGUUGAUCAUACAAACUGCACAGAGUGGACCAUGGUGUUCACGAUAUAAUGGUGUCGCUUGUUAUGUUUUUCAACUGUACGAUUUCAAGAUGAAUAAAUACACAUCGUAUUCUU